Molecule: messenger RNA, 6513 nt
Organism: Alosa sapidissima (American shad)
Lineage: Eukaryota; Metazoa; Chordata; Actinopteri; Clupeiformes; Clupeidae
Gene: zdhhc5b
Product: zinc finger DHHC-type palmitoyltransferase 5b
Exons: 12
Coding region: 1585-3549 (654 amino acids)
Biological process (GO): protein palmitoylation
Molecular function (GO): palmitoyltransferase activity
Source: RefSeq, a predicted model, not a curated record
UCGCUCAAGCCAUAGACCUCGGUCUACGUAGCGAAACUUCACAAUUUAGGAACAAUUUCCUAAAUUACCACCGGAAGGGGUAGAUUAUCCUGUUGUGUGGUGAUGACUUUUGCGAGCGAAAGUACCCCUGCACAGUCCGGAAAAGGCCAGUUCUAGGGUCUACCCUAGGUAAAACGGGUUAGAUGUAUUUCUUCACCUGAAGAAGCAAUAUCGCCCGUGAUGCUAAUGAAGUAACGCUGAACUUGAGAACUGUGGUCUACCAUCCCUCGUCAGUUGUUGAUUUCGUGGGGCCACUCACACGAGAAGAGUAAUUCGGGCUUCUCUAGAUUUAGUAGUUUCUCUGGAAAACUGGUUUCACUCGGGAUGUAAUUCACUGCGACCCAAACAUCAGAUACUGCUGUGGACUUAAAUUGUUAUCGUGGGUCGAGUUCUUGGCGAUAACUGAAAUCGGAAGAACGAGUCUCAGGAUUGUCUACUUGGGGCCAACUAGUUAGCUAGCAUAUCUAGCUGCUAGCAAGCUAACUUUAGCGGAACUGCAGAAGACAACCAGCAUAACAGACUGUCUCACUCACCUGCGGUGCUUGUCAGGACUAAGUCCUUGGCCAAUGCAAGGAGGAACAGUCACCUCAGUGUUCCCUAGCAGCCAUUGACCUGUUAGUUUACCAGCCAGAGAAAGGCCCCAAUGGAAUACAAUGCAGAUGUAAAAUGGUUUGGGCCCCAGGAGUGUGCCCAUGGGUUGGUGAUGUGUGUGGAGACUGGCUGGGUCGACGGGGAGGACCCACAGAAACUCGGACACAGACACAGCAUGGAGCUCUGAAGAGGACGAGGGGGUCCCAGGCUGGAAUGACUAGCAUCGCACUACAGUCUUUUUUGUUGAUGCAAUUGCACUGGAGCAAGGACGCAGAAUAACUUACGUUUUUUUUAAUUAUUAUUAUUAUUUUCUUUUUCAUUUUAUUGUUUUAUAGUAAUUUUUUAAAGAAGAUAUAUUUUUUGGUCAUUUUGCCAAACAUUUUUUUUUGGUGUAUACAAAUGCAUCUAUACAUGAAUGCACCACAUCUAUCAAGCAUUGACUAACAGCAAAACUCAAGUCAGCACACCUUUGUGAUGUCUUUGAUCAGCUGAGAGACUAAUAUUUAAUUUUUGUACUCACAUCAAUCUAAGUAUCAAUGAAGCCAUGCAGAAAUCUAUUUGAAUGAAGUGGCAGCUAUUUUUUUUAUUGCCAAUUAAUUUUUUUUUUAUCUUGAAUAGUUGUCUAACAUUGUAUAUCUCCUGCUAACUUGCAGAUGCACACAUUCUGACCUACUCUAAUAGUGCCACAACCUCACUUUCCUGGACACAUAAAACACGGAUGUGAAGUCUCUCCUUGUUUACCCCAAACACUUAAUCCUUCUCUCUGUCCUUUCUGAAGUGAAUACUUCACCCCUCCUUUGUCCUCUGUGUUUCCUUGAUUUUGACCAUGCCAACACUCUCCACUCUCAUAACACAAAGGGCAUAGUUUCUUGUCUUGUUGACCCUCUCGUUCACACAUACAUAUCCUACCCCUUUAUCCCUUCUCUCUCUCUCUCUACCUCUCACUCUCUCUCCAUGCCGGCUGGUCUGAGCAUGGGUGGGGCUUUAGGAGCCCCCUCCUCCCCUUCCCGCCCAUUUCGCCCUAGUCGCUAUGUCCCUGUAUCCGCGGCGACCGUAUUCUUGGUGGGCUCGACGACACUCUUCCUGUGUUUCACGUGUCCUUGGUUGUUUGAGGUGUACUCCUCCAUCAUCCCUCUCUACAAUACACUUAUUUUCCUCUUCACCUUGUCCAACUUCUGCAUGGCCACAUUCAUGGACCCUGGCAUCUUCCCCAGAGCGGAGGAGGAUGAGGACAAGGAGGAUGACUUCCGGGCGCCACUGUACAAGACGGUGGAGGUGCGGGGGAUUCAGGUGCGCAUGAAGUGGUGCUCUACCUGCCGUUUCUACAGGCCCCCUCGCUGCUCGCACUGCUCUGUCUGUGACAACUGCGUCGAGGAUUUCGACCACCACUGCCCCUGGGUCAACAACUGCAUCGGGAGACGGAACUACCGCCACUUCUUCCUGUUCCUGCUGUCACUCACAGUCCACAUCAUGGGCGUGUUUGGCUUCAGCCUCGUGUACAUCCUCCACCACACACAUAAGCUGGACACGCCACAGUCUGCCGUCACUAUAGCAGUCAUGUGUGUGGCCGGCCUCUUCUUCAUCCCAGUUGCUGGGCUGACGGGAUUCCAUAUUGUCCUGGUAGCACGAGGACGAACCACCAACGAGCAGGUGACGGGGAAGUUUAAGGGUGGAGUGAACCCAUUCACCAAAGGCUGCUUGAGGAAUAUAUCCCACGUGCUGUGCAGCUCCCAGGCUCCCAGGUAUUUGGGUCGCUUGCGGAAGUCCGUUUCUCUUGAAAUACAGCCGCCAUUUUUGCGACCACAUCCUCAAGAUGAAACCGAUAAGGCGCUGGACAAUGGAAUUCAACAGUCGAAAAGCAGUCUGGAGCUGAUGGAGAGCCAGUCCACAGACGCAGAGCCCCCGCCUCCCCCACCCCCUGAUUUCCGCUACCCAGGGCUGUCACAGACGCACACUGAGGAGAGCAGCUUGCUUCACGAAGCUCCACCCACCCCUUCUUUGAACAAGUACCGGCCGGCUAGGAGCAGCCCAGGAAGGAACCACACUGCCAUAGCGCACUCGACCAAGAUGACUCGCGGAGACAGCUGUGUCUCCGACCCCAGUCUCUCUGGCCGGGUGGGGGCGGGUGGGCGUGGGGGAGUCGGGGGUGGCGGCGCAGGCCCGGGGGGGCUGGGCGGGGCUUCCACUUUGGGCGGGCGCUCCUACCCCUCCUUCACCGACACGCUGCUCCAGUCGGCGGCGGCCUCGCGCUCGUCGAGCCUGCGCUCGGCCUACACGGCGCACAACGCCCUGGGCCCGCUGCUCUCGGAGGGCACCACCACCUCCACCAGCUACAAGAGCCUGGCCAAUCAGACGCGCAACGGCAGCCUGUCCUACGACAGCUUGCUCACGCCGUCCGAGAGCCCCGAGUUCGAGUCGGCCGCCCCCGAGCUCUCCCCUCCCAGGCCGCACCCUCCGCCCGGCGGCCCGCUGAGCCCCGCCCCAGUCGGCGAGGAGCCCCCGCCCAUACUGGGAUACUCCUCCCCCUUCCUGUCCGCUCAGCAGCGGGAAGGCUCUCUCCAGGCCUGCCCCGCCCGCCUAAGCUACUCCUCCCACCGCGCUUUGUUCCGCCCCACCAGCCCGCCCCCGGUCCAAGCCCUCGCCCUGCCCCACUCUCCUCGUGCUCGCUCCCUGGGCUCUCCUCCGCCAGGCUCCGCCCUCCCGUCCGCGCUGGGCAAAUCACUGUCCUACACGGGCGGAGCCACGGUCCAGCGCCGCCCUCCUAAAGCUGGGGGAGGGACCCAGGUGGCAAACUCCACCACUCGACCCAGCCUGGCCAAUCACAGCACUCUCUCAUCGUUUAACCCUGCCCUUAAAACAGGGGAUGAAGUGAAGAAGGUGACUGGCAUUGGGGGCACAACCUAUGAGAUAUCAGUGUAGCACCAAGGGCCAUGUCACAUCACAUGAUUGAUCUCCUACCCUGCCUCUGACGUCCUUCUGUUGAAGAAGGAAGGCUGGUAAACUUGCACUGGCACAGCUGAUCAAAGACUCCUGCCCUACUGGCGUUGGAGGUGAACUCAACGCUCAUCCAAAAAGAAAAAGGACUUUUUUUUUUAUCAGCCAGUGAAUGGUUCAAAAGAAAGUGGGGUAUAUGCAUACAUAUGAAAUGAAAUCUAUAUCUGUGUUAAGAUCAUUGGGUCCAUAUAUGGGAUGAGCAGUAUGAUGUCGACCAAAGUGAAGCAUGACGCUAUGAGGACGAGCACAUUGAUUCAUGGCCAGUGAUCAGCUGAGGACCAGGCUCACAGGAGCUUUGAUUGAUUGGAGGUCCACUCAUUUGAAUUCUGUUUUUGCUUAUUUCUUCUUUUCUUAGAUUUUUAUUAUGUUUUAUUGUAUGUGUUUUUUUGUCUUCAAAUGUUAUUUUAUACAAAUAUCUAUCUAAAAGAGUUACUGUGUGUGGCAACUGAAUCAGGAAAGAAGAUAAAUGGUUAAAAGAGUGCAAUUGUUUUAGGGUAGGUCGUCUUUUCAUAAUUUGAUUGAUGGCUGUAUCAGCCUGUCGUACACCCUGUUUGAGAUCUCAGCCAAAGAGAUAGGUAUGAUCAGGGAUCUUGAUUUUGACGGACAGCACAUAUAGUCAAUGGGACUGAUAUUAUCCAUGGCUCAACAGCACAAAAAAAGGAUUUAAUGGAAUAUAACUGAAUGUUCGUCAUGGAGAUUUUAUGCAAAAUGUCUGUCCUGAAGAAUGUGUAAAAACAUUUGCGCCUUUGUCUUAACUGCAAGAUUAAGAACAAUUGUGCUGCUCUCAAAGAACUCAGCACUAUAGGUGAGGUGAAAUCGUACACUGUUCACAUUUAUGUUUGCCCUGAAGUUAAAAGUUAUAACAUGUCUUAUCCAUAUUCAUAAUGCCUGUAUAUAACACUAGAUUUUGGGGUAAGGGGUUUGUUUUAUAUAUUGGCAUACUCUCUCAAUCUAAACAGCAGUGGAAUUAUUUGAAUUUCAGCAUUUGUAUCUGCAUGGUUGGUGUCCAAUGUACCUCCUGUGCUCUUUUAAAGGAAUAGAACUGUACAUGGUGCGUGUCUAAUUUGGUCUAAUUUGGUCAAAUUGAUUUUGAGAAGAAAACGUGUGUGCAAUAUUUGAUGCAUGUUCCCCAUUUCACAGUUUUAGCCUGUGCAUUGUCCCAAGUGACAUUCUUAGAGGUGAACACUUGUCCUGUCCUGCUAACAUCAGUUCAUUUCUUCCUCCUCUGCUUUCGAGAAAGGAGACCUGCCGCACCUACUUAGCGGGCUCGGUCCCUACUUUAAUGGCCAUAUUCUGAGGUAAACAUGCUGGUACUGUGAAUCAGAUAAUGCUUCCUGGUUUAGCAGCUGUAGCAUUCUCAUUCAUUUCAGAGAAUCCCACAAAUCAAUGGAGCUUAAUUUGAGCAUUUGUUUUAGGAGCACGUGCAACACUUGAGUGGUAAAUGUCACAGCACAGCCCUCAGAAUAUGGCUUUGAAAGUAUUUGGUACUUUGGUUCGUCAUGAAUUCUCAACUAAAAGACAUCAAAUUAUGUGUUGUGUUAUUAUGUGACGGGGAAUAACUGUUUUGCCAGUGUCAAAAACACGCUGUCUCAUCAACUCUUUGUCAUUGUGGUUGGCCAAUGCUGUUUCCCAAUCUAAGCCAUUAUUUCCUAUUGCUUUACAAGAAUGAACAGCCAGAAUAAGAUGUGUGAGCUAUGCUGUGUGGUCCUUUGCUGAUUGGAGAGUGAAUUAAAUAAUAGUAAUGUGAAGGUGACGGUAGAAUAUAUAAUGUUGCUGUGCACUUUUUAGAUGUAUUUUUUUACUGUUGUAUCAUUGCAGGGCUAGUGCUUCGUAUGAUGUUGGAACAUUGCCAGCUGACGUAAGAGGUUACUUUUUACUGUAUAGGGGUAUGAGGCUGCAUGUCUGUGAGCUUGAACAAAACAAGGACAGACAGGGUGGAGAGAUGCAUGAGAGCUCAUCUGGGUUUGCUUUUCCUGAGGUACCCUGUUACAGUGUAUAAUGUUGAUGCACAUUACACGUUGUGGGAGUAAUGCUCACUUUGUGUGGCGUUAAAGGUGUGUGUUUUGCACAGUGUGUGUUUGUUUGACUUUGUUGAUACGAUCAGAAUGUCCAGUCUGUGGAAGCAUUUUCCUGUGGAAUGUCCAGCAUUGUGUGUGAGGAUGGUAAAUGUUGGUAGGCUGUCAUUUCUAAGAAAACAUACUCUGCAGAAAUCACAAAUGGCCCCCUGACCUAACAUUAGCUUUAAAGAUAAGAUGCCUCACCCUUAACUCUCACCUUUCAAAGUCUUCUUUGAAGUUAAUGGCGUUAUUCAAGCUCGGUGGAAGAGUUUAAUCAGUGUAGUUUGACUCAGGCCAAUAGGAAAAUUACGUGAUUCAAGCCCUCUAACCUCAGAAGACAUAGUCAAGCUUAAGAUGUUUGUUUAGACAUUGUAUGACUGUUUUUUCCAUGGUAGCUUAAUAACCUCUCCACCCUGGCCUUAUGACGCCUUAUAAGUGUUCUUAGGGCUGUGAACUAAGAUGAGAGGUUGCAUUAUCAUUGGCAAGUGGUGGUCACACACAAAUGCAAUCCCUUUUUACAGUUGUGAACAAAAAUGGAAAACAAAUUCCAUUCAAUGAUCAAGACAGCUGAGACCACUGAAACGUUUUGUGUUUUAAAAUGUUUUUAUGUUAGAUGCACACUUCCAUUUGAGACUGGCAAAUGUGAAGCUUUGUAUGUGUUAGUGAUCACUGCUCUGGUUCCAACUCAAAGCUUAUGGGGGUAGACAGCAUGGACUGGAGGCAUUUUGAAAGGAUUGUUUCACCCUUUACUGGAGCUGAAGGUUUUUUUUUUCAUGAGGCAGAGACAAAUAACGACAAGGCAGAGGCAGACAAAUAAAGACGAGAAGAUAUU